UUAAGGCUGUUUUGUUGCCAUUGGUAACAUGGCUGCUCGGUGGGCUAGCCCAUUUCCUUUCGUCAGCAAGUUUGUCUUUUCUGUUUCCGGGAGAUUAAAAACAAAAUCUUAUUUAGCGGCUUCUGUUCUCAGUUCAUGUGAGCCCGUGUUGUUGUAAAUAGAGCAAUCAUCUUAACGCACCGAAAAUAAGCUUUGGGAAUCAGACUGGAACUGUAAAAAAACAACAGGGAACGGAUUUUCGCGGAGGCUGUGUAUAGCGGGAAGCGAGUGGGAAACUGGGCCCUGUGCAUUGAGGAGUGGAGGCGGAGUACUUUCUGCCUGGGAUCCGUGGAGGCGAUUGAAAAGCGAAGCCCAGCAGCGGGGAGCAGGGAUGGGGAACAGUGCUCUCAAGGCUCACAUUGAGACGUCCCAAAAGACUGGGGUGUUUCAGCUCACCGGCAAGGGCCUGCCCGAGUUCCCUGAAGACCUACAGAGACUGUCCAGUAAUUUACGGACAGUGGACCUGUCGAACAACAAAAUAGAUGUGUUGCCUUCCUUCAUUGGAACUUUCCUCAGCCUCAAGAGCCUCACCCUGAACUGCAACAAACUCACAAGCCUCCCAGAGGAGAUUGGGAAACUGAAGAAGCUGGAGACUCUGCACCUCAAUGGGAACCAAUUGCAGAGACUACCCGUGUCAGUGGGACAGCUGACUGCGCUGCGCACACUGGGCCUCUCUGGCAACCGCCUGCGGGAGUUUCCCAAAAACCUUGGCAGCCUGCGUCACCUGGACCUGCUAGAUCUGUCCAAGAACCACAUCCAGGCUGUGCCGGCAGAGGUGGGCACCCUGCAAGCCAUCGAGAUAAACCUCAACCAGAACCAAAUCUCUGAAGUGUCCCCAGAUGUGUCAAAGUGCCCUCGAUUGAAGGUCCUGAGACUGGAAGAGAACUGCUUGGAGCUGUCCUCUGUGCCACUGUCCAUCUUCUCAGACUCCCAGGUCUCUCUGCUUGCCCUGGAGGGGAAUCUUUUUGAGGUCAAGAAGGUCCGGGAUCUGGGAGGAUAUGACAAGUACAUGGAGCGAUUCACUGCUACAAAGAAGAAGUUUGUUUGAAGUCUGGCUUCUGGAGGGCACUUUUAAGAAUGGAGGAGAUGGGAUUUACAGUAUAGCUUCCUCUAUACCUGUCAGUAACGGGAGAACAAGGAGAGAGAGGCUGUAUGAUCUCACAGAGCCAUCAGAAGGACAGAGCUACUCAGCUGUCCAGAAGACUGGAGACCACUUCCACAGCACAGAAUGCAAUUUUUUAACACAAAACUGCAUAUAUAUGCAUGGGCUGCAUAUAGAGAUUUGAUUGAUUUCUCACUGAUAAAUUGGUUGAAAAAGGAUAGGUCUGUAAGAUUAAUCCUUUAAACAAUUUGGUAUGUGAUCCUGCCAAAAUAAUUACUUUUCUCAAUACUCAACACUAUUCUAGACCUGUGUCUAGAGAAAAUUGUGUAAAUGUUAUUUUUUAUUAAUUGGCAAUCUUCACUAUCCACUUUGCUCUCAAUACAUUGGGCCUAUUUCUGAAACAAUGCAGGAGUCUCAUGAAACAAGUAAAGGUGUUACUUUUUUUAAAAAAUGCAGUGUAAUAAUGAUAGUAUUUAUAUGCAUUGCUUGUAUGUACUUCAGGUUUUUAUAAACAUUAAAAACAGCUUCAUUAGCAAA
Molecule: messenger RNA, 1678 nt
Organism: Lepisosteus oculatus (spotted gar)
Lineage: Eukaryota; Metazoa; Chordata; Actinopteri; Semionotiformes; Lepisosteidae
Gene: lrrc57
Product: leucine rich repeat containing 57
Molecular function (GO): protein binding
Source: RefSeq, a predicted model, not a curated record